Messenger RNA from Meriones unguiculatus (Mongolian gerbil), 3082 nucleotides. RefSeq names its product poly(ADP-ribose) polymerase family member 8 (gene Parp8). The record is from RefSeq and is a predicted model, not a curated record. Gene Ontology annotation, cellular component: membrane; nuclear envelope; intracellular anatomical structure. The coding region runs from base 137 to 2809 and encodes 890 amino acids. Gene Ontology annotation, biological process: endoplasmic reticulum unfolded protein response. The transcript is spliced from 27 exons. Gene Ontology annotation, molecular function: NAD+ poly-ADP-ribosyltransferase activity; protein serine/threonine kinase activator activity; kinase binding. Lineage: Eukaryota; Metazoa; Chordata; Mammalia; Rodentia; Muridae.
CCGUCCGGGCGGGGAGGGAGGGAGGGAGGGAGGGGGAAAGUGAGACUCGGUGUCAUCACCAUCCAUUGUCAGAACGGGAGGAAACUGGAAUCCAGCAGCGGCGCGGCGAGCAGCAGCUGGGCGGUCACAUCUGGGGAUGCAAAGCCGACCUCCCCCUCCUCCUCCUCCGCCUCCUCCUCCUCCUCUCUCACCCGGGAUCACUUCCGAAACCACUUCGCCUCCAGCCCCUGCCUCGGCCAGAGGGGUUUAUUUAAUGGGGAUGUGUUCACGGCAAGAGAGAAUUCAGAAGGAUAUCGACGUCGUGAUCCAGAAGUCCAGAGCCGAGAAGGACUGCCUGUUUGCAGAUUUCAGAUACUCAGACUCCACCUUUACUUUCACCUACGUUGGCGGCCCCAAAAGUGUGUCCUACUCAGUGCAUGUCUCAGAAGAUUACCCAGACAAUACAUAUGUGUCAAGCUCAGAAAAUGAUGAGGAUGUACUAGUUACUACAGACCCAAUUCCGGUCAUCUUCCAUAGAAUAGCAACAGAAUUAAGAAAAACAAAUGAUAUUAAUUGUUGUUUGUCCAUAAGAUCCAAAUUACAAAAGGAAAAUGGGGAGGAGUCAAGGCAGAACAGCACCGUGGAAGAGGACUCAGAGGGCGACAAUGACUCUGAAGAGUUUUAUUACGGAGGACAGGUGAACUAUGAUGGGGAACUGCACAAGCACCCUCAGCUGGAAGCUGAUCUGUGUGCAGUGAGGGAGCUCUAUGGACCACAUGCAGUGUCUCUUAGGGAAUAUGGGGCUAUCGAUGAUGUAGAUAUUGAUCUGCACAUUGAUGUCAGCUUUCUGGAUGAGGAGAUUGCUGUGGCCUGGGAAGUGAUUCGAACAGAACCUAUUAUAGUCCGACUACACUGUUCUCUCACACAGUAUUUAAACGGCCCAGUGCCAACAGUUGAUGUCUUUCAGAUUUCUACAAAAGAGCGAUUUGGAUUGGGACAUCAGCUGAAAAAAAUCAUGCAGACGUUUGUUACUCAGCAGUGGAAACAGAGCAAAGAAAAGUCCAAUUGCCUGCACGGUAAGAAGCUGUCAGAGAAGAAGGUGAAGUCUCCUCUGCAUUUGUUUUCUACCCUGCGCAGGUCGCCCAGCUAUCCUCCCCCUGGUUGUGGCAAAAGCAAAUCCAAACUGAAACCCGAACAAGAUGGCAUCUCCAAAACGCACAAGCUGCUGCGGAGGACUUGCUCCAGCACUGUCAAAGCCGAUGACGUGUGCACCAAAUCACACAGGACCUUCGGGCGCUCGCUGUCCAGCGACCCCAGGGCCGAGCAGGCGAUGUCUACCAUUAAAUCGCACAAACUCCUGGGCCGGCCCUGCCCCACAGCCAGCAAGCAGGAGGACUGCCUCACGCUGAAGUCACACAAAUUAUUGACUCGAUCUUGUUCUGGAGACCCGCGGUGUGAGCACAACACCAACUUGAAGCCCCACAAACUGCUAAGCAGGUCUUACUCCAGUAAUCUCCGAAUGGAAGAGUUAUACGGGCUGAAAAAUCACAAAUUGCUCAGCAAGUCUUACUCCAGCGCCCCCAAGUCAUCGAAAACCGAGCAUUUCAAGGAACCCAACGCAGAGGGCAGGAGGCUCUCGCUUACCUCAGGGCUUAUCGGUAUUUUAACACCAUCGUCGUCUUCUUCCCAGCCUCCUACAAAUGGUGCAAAAUGCAUUCCAAUCCGAGACCGCGGCUUCCUGGUGCAGACGAUUGAGUUUGCUGAACAGCGGAUCCCUGUGCUGAAUGAAUACUGUGUGGUUUGUGAUGAGCCACACGUAUUUCAAAAUGGCCCCAUGCUCAGGCCCACAGUGUGUGAGCGGGAGCUGUGUGUCUUUGCUUUUCAAACCCUGGGGGUGAUGAAUGAAGCUGCCGACGAGAUAGCUACAGGAGCUCAGGUGGUAGAUCUACUUGUGUCCAUGUGUAGAUCUGCGUUGGAAUCGCCCAGAAAAGUCGUCAUUUUCGAGCCAUACCCUUCUGUGGUAGAUCCUAAUGACCCUCAGAUGUUAGCCUUCAACCCCAGGAAGAAGAACUAUGAUCGAGUAAUGAAAGCUCUGGACAGCAUAACUUCCAUCAGAGAAAUGACACAGGCACCCUAUCUGGAAAUCAAGAAGCAGAUGGAUAAACAGGACCCCCUUGCUCAUCCACUUCUGCAAUGGGUCAUCUCAAGUAAUAGGUCACAUAUUGUGAAACUGCCAGUCAACAGGCAAUUGAAGUUCAUGCACACUCCACACCAGUUCCUCCUUCUCAGCAGUCCACCAGCCAAAGAGUCCAACUUCAGAGCUGCUAAGAAGCUCUUCGGGAGCACCUUCGCAUUUCAUGGCUCUCACAUUGAAAAUUGGCACUCCAUCCUGAGGAAUGGUCUGGUUGUUGCUUCUAACACACGUCUGCAGCUCCAUGGUGCGAUGUAUGGAAGUGGGAUCUACCUUAGUCCAAUGUCAAGCAUAUCAUUUGGUUACUCAGGGAUGAACAAGAAGCAGAAGGUGUCAGCCAAGGACGAGCCAGCUUCAAGUAGUAAAAGCAAUGCAUCACAGUCUCAGAAAAAAGGACAGCAAUCCCAGUUCCUGCAAAGCCGUAACUUGAAAUGCAUUGCCUUAUGUGAAGUUAUCACGUCACCUGACCUGCACAAACAUGGAGAGAUAUGGGUUGUCCCUAACACGGAUCAUGUCUGUACACGAUUCUUUUUUGUAUAUGAAGAUGGACAGGUGGGAGAUGCCAAUAUCAACACACAAGAAGGAGGCAUUCACAAGGAGAUACUCCGAGUAAUUGGUAAUCAGACUGCUACUGGUUAAAGGACCACGGCGUAACAUGAUUUGAAAGCCUUCCUCGGGUUCAAAGCUGGGUUUUGAACUGAAGAAGAUGAUAAAAUAAUUUAUUGUUAUUAUAAACAAAAUUAACCCUUUGAAUACUGAUUUUUCUUUUCUUAGUAUUUCUAAAUAUUUCAUUAAAUACCUAAAAUGGUAUCAGAUUUACCAAUUGUAGGGUUAUGGAAUCUAGUAAUAAAAAUUAAACAGCACUUAAACUGAAGUUUGGGUUGCAUACACAAUAAACAGAUUGAAAAAACA